This is a messenger RNA of Linum trigynum, 3328 nucleotides long. NCBI's taxonomy places the organism in Eukaryota, Viridiplantae, Streptophyta, Magnoliopsida, Malpighiales, Linaceae. The record is from the annotation of a GenBank genome assembly.
AAGAAAAGUGAUUGAUUCUAAACCUCAACCCUCCUAGAAGCUAAAUCUCCUAAUUGAGCCACCAUAUUCUCUAUCUAUAGUCCUCUAAAAAGCUCCAAUCCAACCCCAAACUUAAAUGAACAAUCUUAUACCAAAGAAUAACAUCUAAUUCUCACCUUCCCUAAUGAUGUGAUAAUUUCUCUCAAUCCAAUACACCAAAUUAAACCAAAUCAUGCAUAAUGAGACAGAAAAUGGGGAGGGUGAGCGGAUGCCACCUUGUCAAUCCCUCCCAAAACCGCAUAAGCAUCCCCAAAGAUCUUUGAAGUGGGGCAAACAAAGAAAGAAUGGAGUAGAACUCAAGGCACAAAGGCAUAGUGGAACUGCAACACAAAAACAAAAAAGCGAUCAAUGGAUUCCUCCUUGUUACGACAAAGAACAUAUUGAUUACGCCACCGAAACCCUUGUUUCUUCAACUUUUCGAUGCUUGCAUGUUCCCGUGGAAUGCUUCCAAACAAAAGAGCAAAUAAUCAUUGUAACCAUCUAAAUCCAAUUCUCUAAAAGAAGGAAAGUCAUCCAAGUUGAAGAAGAUCUCAUUCACCAUUUUAUGAAAGACUGAUCAAGCCGAAAACUGGUUGUUCUUCUCACCAGGGCAUGAUAGGGUAGCAGGUCCUGAUGAUGACACCCAUGUCUCUCGAUUGGAAUCUAAGAAGGCAAAACGCUACAACCUCUCUUUCUCACCACUACGAAUAAGGUCACGUGGCAAGAUAUUCCAUAUAUCAUCCCUAGACAAACAGUCGGCAACAAACUCAACCAAUGAUUGGACGUAGUCGCCACCUUUGGCAACUCGCUCACCAAGUAUUUCUUUGUGAACCAGACAUCAAUCAAAAUAGACAUUCACCCCAAGAUCGACGAAGCCAAAUUUCCAAAAAGUGGAGCUCUCCUUGACAAUCCAUCUCUAUAAAGACACUCUUCACCACCUAGGUUCCAAACAAUUUUCCGUUGAGAAGUGCCUCCUCUAUACUUGGUAGAGAUUGAUCUAUGCCACCAUGCCUUUUUUAAGUUUCAACUUAACCCAUUUGACAGAAUGUGCUGAAUUUGUGCAUGUCUCUAACUCGGGAUCAAAUACUCUGUCAGUCUCCAACUAGUAUUAUACUCUACUGUGUCCGUGAGAGACUGGGAGAAAUCGUCAACAACACAACGCGUGGUAACAAAAACACAAAUUUGGUUGCAUAUUAGAGGUAGUUAGGCCGGCAGCAACACCUAUUUUGUUGUCAUCAUCGUAAAUUUCCCACCUUUUUCUUAUCCCAAUCAAAUCAACUAUUUCUCAUCUCAUGACGGUGAAACCCCAUUCUUCCCGCAUCUGCUGGCCAUUCCGUUGCAGCAGGAGCAAUCAAUCCUUGUCUUUUCCCUCUCGAAUGAAUCAAAACUGCAUUCAUCAUCUUCUUCUCCUUAUUCCCUCCAAUUCUGGCAAUAAAUCACCCAGCUUGCCGAAUAUGCAGCCGAGAUCUCUGCCGAGUAUGACUUUAUGUCAUCCAGGUCCGUUAUUCUAAUGGCGGAGCGACCUGCAAGUUCGCCUAGUCUUCCACCAGUCGAUACGGGCAUUCUAUCUUCCUUCCCUGUUUUCACAAGUUCUCCAGUCAAACAGCGGACCAAUGGGUUGUUCGCGGCAGAACAGCCGUCGGGGGAACAUUUCCGGCGCGAUAAUCCGGCCCAUAGAUCAGGCGGCGGUGAUUCGAGGCACGCGAUGAGAUACUUGUGGUUGGGUCUCGUGGUCGGGAUAGCAGCUCUGUUGGUGGUUGUCGCACUCGCUGUAGCUUGCAGGAAGAGGCUUUUCGGGGAUGGAAUUGUGAAGCGGAGAUGGACUAGAAAAGGAAGCUUAAAAGCCGAGAGACUGAACCUGAGGAGGUUUCAGCUGGAGGAGCUGGACAAGGCUACAAACAACUUCAGUGAGGAGCGUUUGUUGGGUUCUGGAGCUUUCGGCAAUGUUUAUAAAGGGUUCUUCGACGACGAAGGGAUUACUCUGGCUGUCAAGAAAGCUCAUCCAAAUUCUUUCCUGAGUGAUGAGGAGUUACUGAACGAAGUGAUUCUACUCUCCAAAGUCAGGCACAGGAACUUGGUUUCCUUGGUGGGAUUCUGUAAAGAAACAGGAGGAGCCACAAUACUGGUCUAUGAGUAUGCACCCAAUGGUUCUUUGCUCGAGUACAUGACAGGUAAAAGAGGAAGGCAGUGCCUAACUUGGCAGCAAAGAGUGAAUAUAGCCAUUGGUGCAGCUAAAGGAAUAGCUCACUUGCACGACGGAAUCCAGCCAAGCAUAAUCCACCGUGAUAUCAAACCUAGCAACAUCCUGAUCGGGGAGGACUUUGAGAGCAAGGUUUCGGAUUUCGGGCUGGUAAAAUCAGGGCCGACAGGGGACCAGACCCACGUCAGCACCCAGAUCAAAGGCACUGCUGGAUACCUUGAUCCUGCAUAUUGUUCCAGUUGCCACUUGAGCCAUUUCAGUGAUGUGUACAGUUUCGGGGUGAUCCUUCUGCAGCUUGUCAGCGCUCGGCCUGCAGUCGACGCAUCCAGAAGGAACUCCAAUUACCAUGUCAUUGACUGGGCAAGACCAUACUUAGAGAAGGGACAUGUUGAAGAUAUAUUGGAUGCUAACUUAUUGAUACAACCCUGCAACAUGGAGAUGAUGUUGAAGAUGGGGCAACUUGGGCUAAGAUGUGUAGUGAAGACCCCCAAAAAUCGGCCUACGAUGGCCGAGGUGUGUUACGAGUUGCAAGAGGGUUUGUUCCUAACUACCAGAGUGGCUCCUGGGGGAUCAUUGCGCUGCUCUACUCGGUCUAUCGAGAAACUCGGAGAAUCGUCACAAAGCAUUGUUACUAAUGGAGAUCAUGGAGUUAGUCUUGAGAAAUUUAAGGUGGAUGAUAUGGAAAGUGAUUCUUUUGAAGCCACAAGCUUUAGGUUCUUUGAGGCUACUAGUGUGGACAUUGAUCUUAUUAAGGAUAAUUUGUAUGGAAUUGUUGAGCACCCUAAGUAAGAUAACGAUUUCGGAUCCAAUUGUAUUUAUAUAUUCAAUAUGAAUGUUGCUCCUGAUUGUGGUUAAAAGAAUGGAUAGAUGCUAUGUGUUUUAUAAUAAUAGCAUCUAAUCAUAUGCGCGCCCUAAGAAAUUAUCUUUGUUAUAUUAUGUAAGAUAAUGUUUGAAGAUUUCAGUAAUGACUAAUUUUGGUACUCAAAACUCAAGUUCUACUACAUUACGAUUAUUCAUGGUAAAGGGUUGUAUUUAAAGAUCAAUAGUAUUGACAUGAAUCCAUCCACAAAGAUCAACACAACACCACAUGAACAAAAUCAAUCCAUCAGU